Messenger RNA from Cryptotermes secundus, 3858 nucleotides. RefSeq names its product leukocyte tyrosine kinase receptor (gene Alk). NCBI's taxonomy places the organism in Eukaryota, Metazoa, Arthropoda, Insecta, Blattodea, Kalotermitidae. Gene Ontology annotation, biological process: regulation of neuron differentiation; cell surface receptor protein tyrosine kinase signaling pathway; positive regulation of kinase activity. The record is from RefSeq and is a predicted model, not a curated record. Gene Ontology annotation, cellular component: signaling receptor complex; membrane. Gene Ontology annotation, molecular function: ATP binding; transmembrane receptor protein tyrosine kinase activity; protein binding.
AGCCCUCUGCGUGCAGCGCAUCUUGGCAGCCCGUCAAACCCCCGGGAGCUGGGUAAAUCAGUGAGUGUUUUAUCGUGCCAGAAAUACGACACACAGAAUACUGCCGUGUGCUUGCGAGAGUGAUGGGGCCAUGACGUCUCCGUUGGACAGCUAGGACACCUGGGGACGUCGACGGUGUUUCCGGAAAAUGUUGCUGGUCCUGGCGCUAGUUGUGUUCGUGCUGCAGCCAUCCAGUUCUAAUCCUGACACAUCUGCUACAAGCUGUGACUUCGAGGCUUCGUGCGCCUGGCAGUGGGGUACCGGCAUCCCGUACGGUUUCCGCCUCGUCACUGGGCAAGAGGCGAAUCUACCCAACAGCGAUGCAAACAACGACAGCUUCGGUCACUUCCUGCUUCUGCGGGUGGAAGGCCCCGUCCCCGGGGAGGUGAAUUUAUGGAGUCCCAUAUUUCUGGGCACUCGGCACCAACAGUGCAGCCUCGAGGUAUGGCUGUUCAUGUCCAAAAUGUCUCGGUCCACGCUACGUCUCGUAAGUAACUCCACUACGCAGUGGGUCGUGCAUGAAGAGCAAGGCAACAACAACGAGCGCUGGGAGCAGUUCCGUUACAAGAUUGGGCUCAUCCGCCAGAACUUCAGCCUGAUACUCGAGGUGGUGCCUGAAGGCGCCGCCCCAGCACUCGUAGCACUCGACAACCUGCGCCUCGUCGAUUGCUUCGAUGAGGCACGACCACUGAUCUCAAGCACAGCCAGGAACUUCAUGUGCUCCAACAAUGUGUCUAUCGACAGGCAGUACGUGUGUGACCUGCACAAAGACUGCCCUGAAGGAGAGGACGAAAAGCAGGACUGUGAUAAACUUCCAUCUUACUCACACUGCACAUUUGAAGAGGGACUGUGUGGCUGGAAGAACAUGGGGAUGUCGUGGAUGCGACAGAAUGGCUCAUCCCCUAAUGGCCCUCAUAUGGAUCACACAUACCAGAAUGCAUCAGGUGUGUAUUUGCAUGUCACCGUGUCAGCUAAAGAUAUGGGUGAAGGCCCUGUCCUGGAGAGUCCAAUAUUCCACCCCCCACCCUGCUACCACAGUGGAAAUAAUUUGCUGUACAGCAACAGCUGCAUGUUCCGGUUCUACUACUUCCCAUAUGGCAUGCACAGUGCAGGUUUGGAGUUGAGGCUCAUCGAAAUACAUCCACGACAUAACAAGACCUCGAAGCUAUUCUGGUUCUUUGGAAGCAAAGGACACAACUGGAUCAGAUCAGUUAACAUACUGCCAAAUGUCACAAACAGAUAUUCCUUGCAAUUCCAUGCUGUGAAGGGAUACAAAUGGGGCUACAUGAGUUUGGACGACCUUUCCAUGAGCCCCGAGUGUUUUGGCUUAGGUGUGCCUGCCAAUGUAUCAGAUGGUUAUGUGUACAACAGCACAUACUGCUACCAGACAGAUGUACCAGAUAAAGAGGCACACCAAGACUUCGUUAACAAGACUGUGUACACCAUCACUACUUGUGGUGCAAGGGGCCGGAGUGGUCCAACACCAGAGAACUGCUUCAGAGAAUACCAGUACACCGCCACAAACGUUGUUUUGUUGGACACUCCACCUUGGGCUGGGAUACAACGGUGGACAUCCCCAGAGGGUGGCUAUUACACGAUCAUUGCAAAGGGUGCAAGCGGAGGCCUUGGUUCUACCGGAGGCUCCAGCAGUGGUGCCAUUGUGCGGACAGUGGUUGAGCUCCACAGAGGGCAGCAGUUGUAUAUACUUGUUGGACAGGAGGGCUCCAAUGGGUGCGAGGACCUGAACAGUGGAACCUUUGUGCAGCCCAACAAGCCCAGUUCUUCCAAGAGCAGUUCUUUAAUAAAGAUGUUAGCACAGCCACAAGAAGAUAGUUCUAUCAACAGAGUGCUAAAUCUCAACUUCAUAUGUAGGGGUGGAGGUGGCGGUGGAGGCACCUUUGUGUUUCUGGUGAACCGGGACAACGAGUCUGUGCCACUGGUAGUGGCAUCUGGUGGAGGUGGCCUUAGUCGCAGCAGGAGUAUGGAUGAUAAUUAUCAGCAUGGACAUGGCUUGAAUGCUAGCAGACUGGAUAUGACGGGCAAUGAGUUUGGUUCAAAUGCUGCAGGUGCUGGUGGUGGCUGGAGAAACAACAGCUCCUUGGAGUUCCGGAUGGAAACUGGAUGGGCACUGCUAGACAGUGGCAUUGGUGGACAGGCAUGUUACAACCAGUCCACAGGGGAGGGUGAAGGAGGGUUUGGUGGUGGAGGGGGUGGAUGUGCAGCAGGGGGUGGUGGAGGUGGUUUUGCAGGUGGAAAUGCAUGGUCUGAGCCCAUAAGGAAUGGGGAAGGUGGCUAUUCUUAUGUCAGAACAGAGAUUCUGACCGAUGUUGAGACUGGGAAACACCGCGGCCCAGGCUUAGUACUCAUCAUCCCUGCACUGGACAAGGCCUGCAACUGUGACUAUCGCUGCGUGGCACUUGAUGAAUUUCGUAGCAGUGUCCAAUGCAUCUGUCCUGAUAAUUGGAUGCUUGCGGCUGACAACAUAUCCUGCAUCUUACCACCAGAGCCUCCCAUUGCAUACAUUGCUUGGCUGAUUGGGACUGGCACCAUGCUGGUCCUUGGACUUGGCUUGCUGUGCUUCUGUUUAUACAACAGUUACCAACGGAAGAAGAGAGCCACAGUGAGACGACACAUAAUAAUUGGACCAGACGUGCCUCUAAACAGGCUGAGGGAGGCCUCUGAUGCUAUGAUGACUGAGUACAAUCCUACCUACGAGUUCGGUGGUGGGACUUACACUAUUCAGGAUUUGAAGGAUAUUCCACGGGAUCAUCUGCGACUUGUGAAAGCACUUGGACAGGGGGCAUUUGGUGAGGUGUACCAAGGAUUCUUUCGACACCGUGUAGGAGAUGCAGUGGAAAUGCCAGUGGCUGUCAAGACUCUUCCAGAGCUGUCAACCCACCAGGCUGAAACUGACUUCCUCAUGGAGGCAUUAAUCAUGAGCAAGUUCAACCACCCAAACAUUGUUCAUUUCAUUGGUGUCUGCUUCGACAAGCAUCCACGCUUUAUCGUUCUGGAGCUGCUUGCUGGUGGUGACUUGAAGACAUUUCUCAGGGAGUCCCGCCCUAAACCAGAACGGCCAUCUCCCCUCACGAUGAAGGAUCUGUUGAUGUGUGCUAUGGACAUCACAAAGGGCUGCAAGUAUAUGGAGCAAAAUCGCUUCAUCCAUCGGGACAUAGCAGCCCGGAACUGUUUGCUCACCACCAAGGGACCGGGCAGGGUUGUCAAAAUUGCUGACUUCGGCAUGGCCAGAGACAUAUACAGGGCUGACUAUUACCGAAAAGGAGGUAAAGCUAUGCUUCCUAUAAAAUGGAUGCCACCUGAAGCAUUUCUAGAUGGUAUCUUUACUUCAAAAACUGAUGUCUGGUCAUUUGGUGUUCUGCUAUGGGAAGUGAUGUCUCUUGGCUAUAUGCCUUACACUGGCUGUUCCAACAAACAAGUGAUGGAUCUUGUGAUGAGUGGUGGCCGCCUUGAGCCUCCCAGUAACUGUCCAGGUCCAUUGUAUGGGAUCAUGAUACAGUGCUGGAACUCUACUCCUGAAGAGCGCCCCAACUUCAGCACCAUCACAGAACGGCUGGGAUAUUGCUUGCAAGUAAGUGGCAUUUGGGUCAUUUGUUGUCAAUGUACUGGCAGAUUCUUUAAUGUGCCCAUAUUUUAAGAUCAGUGAUGGCAGUUGAGAUUGAACAGAAGAUCACUGAAUAUGGAGAGUAGUAUGCUAAUCACUGAGGUCACUGAGGUGGCCCAGGAAGGAGUUGAUAUUCAUCCAAAGAAUAGCUCAGGCUGUCAGUCAGCUGAGCUUUGUUACAUGCCCCACACAUUGUC